Messenger RNA from Vitis riparia (riverbank grape), 1907 nucleotides. RefSeq names its product CBL-interacting serine/threonine-protein kinase 6. Gene Ontology annotation, molecular function: ATP binding; protein kinase activity. Gene Ontology annotation, biological process: signal transduction; protein phosphorylation. The record is from RefSeq and is a predicted model, not a curated record. Bases 294 to 1574 code for a protein of 426 amino acids. Lineage: Eukaryota; Viridiplantae; Streptophyta; Magnoliopsida; Vitales; Vitaceae. The transcript has a single exon.
CUGAAGACUAGAGGGGAAGAGGCCAAACUGCGGCAACUGAAUCUGCAGAAGCCUAGAAAUUUAAUCAAGUUAUAUUUUGUGAAGAGAGCCUUGAGUCUCUCUGGGAAUGCUGAGAGAUGAGGAGAGUUACGCUAUCAAAUCCUGAGCGAUGGGCCAAAAGGCCCGUCGGCGGUAGGAACUGUCAUCGGAAACACGUUGAAGACGGGUAGUUGCAUCGCUCCGGCCAGAGUCGAUAGUAUUGUAAUAUUGUCAAUUUCAUUUUGUUUGAUUUAGUUGUUUCUUGUGUAUAAAAAAUGGCGGAUUCGGCUAAAGAUUCGUGCCCGUCUUUGCUUCACGGUAAAUACGAGCUGGGACGGCUUCUGGGUCACGGCACCUUCGCCAAGGUGUAUCAUGCCCGGAACUUGCAGACAGGGAAGAGUGUAGCGAUGAAAGUGGUGGGUAAGGAUAAGGUGAUAAAAGUGGGGAUGACGGAGCAGGUGAAGAGGGAGAUAUCAGUUAUGAAGAUGGUACAGCAUCCCAAUAUUGUUGAGCUUCACGAAGUCAUGGCCAGCAAGUCCAAGAUCUACUUCGCCAUGGAGCUCGUCCGCGGCGGCGAGCUUUUCUCCAAGAUCUCCAAAGGGCGGUUGAGGGAGGACGUUGCUAGAGUGUACUUCCAGCAGCUGAUCUCGGCGGUGGACUUUUGCCACAGCCGCGGAGUCUACCACCGGGAUCUGAAGCCGGAGAAUCUCCUCCUCGACGAGUCUGGCAACUUGAAAGUCACCGAUUUUGGGCUGAGCGCGCUGUCAGAGCACUUGAAGCAAGAUGGGCUUUUGCACACUACAUGUGGGACUCCAGCCUACGUCGCGCCCGAGGUGAUUGGAAAGAAUGGGUAUGAUGGGGCAAAGGCCGAUCUGUGGUCGUGCGGUGUGAUUCUGUACGUUCUUCUCGCCGGAUUCUUGCCUUUUCAGGACGACAACAUUGUGGCCAUGUAUAGGAAGAUCUACAGAGGAGACUUUAAGUGUCCGCCUUGGUUUUCACCCGAAUCUCGCAGACUCGUCACGAAACUCCUCGAUCCAACCCCCAACACUCGAAUCACCAUAGCCAAGAUCGUGGAAUCCUCCUGGUUCAAAAAGUCGGUGCCCAAAACGAUACUAACCAAAGAGGAACAAGAAUUCGAGUCAUUCAAUUGCGGAAAAGCAAAGCAGCCGGAGACCCUGAACGCGUUCCACAUCAUCUCCCUAUCGGAGGGGUUCGAUCUGUCACCUUUGUUCGAAGAGAAGAAGAGAGAGCAAAAGGAGGAACUGAGGUUCGCGACGACGCAGCCAGCGAGCAGCGUGAUAUCGAAACUGGAGGAGGUAGCGAAGGCCGGGAAAUUCAGCGUGAAGAAGAGCGAAACGAUAGUGAGGCUGCAGGGGCAGGAAAGAGGAAGAAAAGGGAAAUUAGAGAUAGGGGCGGAGAUAUUCGCAGUGGCUCCUUCUUUCCUGGUGGUGGAGGUGAAGAAGCACCAUGGUGAUUCCCUGGAGUACGACCAGUUCUGCAACAAGGAGCUCCGGCCGGCUCUCAAGGACAUAGUUUGGACGUCCACCCCAGCCUGAACCAUUCAACCAAAUGACAUGAAGGGUGGGUAGUGUUUGUGUCAAUCCUCAAAUAUUAAUCAUUCCUCUUCAUUUCCCAUCGAUCCUUUGUUGUUUAUUUGAAUUUAGACUAUGGAGAAACUCUUUUUGGCGUCUGCCUUUUAGUCAUAUUCCAUGCCCAUGGGGUGAUGCUGUGAAUUAUUUUGAUUGUGUGUGGUUCUAUGAAUCAUGAUGUGUGCUGAUUGAUUCAGGAACAAUUUCAAGACAUCAAUGUUUCAAUAUUAAAUGUGCAUAAUGUUUUUUUAUGUAAUUUGCAAAUGGAUUCAAUGGGGAAACUAUGUUUGUUUGUUUGUU